AUAUUUGACGUAGUUUGUCCAUCUAUUAUAAAGGAGACAAACAAGAAAUUUAUAGAUCGGAACAACCGUUAAUCUUAUUCUCAGUAACAAAAAUGGACACGCUAUUUUGUUGGGUGUUUCCCUGAAAGCACUCCUACAGCUAUGGCCUACGGGUGACAACAAAUUGAUUGCACGGUGGUCUGGACUCUAGUAUUCUUUUACCAACAGCGUUACUGUAACAAUACCACGUGACAGUUUCCAGAUAAUCCGAGCAUUCCAAUUGGAGAAGAGGGUGUAUAUUUUGUUCCUGAUUGCGGACCAAAGGUGUGCUAUAUAAAUGCGCGGUAAAAGAAAGUUUGAACAGUAAAAUAUCGAUCAUGAGGCGAGAAAAACGAAGUCGGCAAUCAGCGAUAUAUUUUGAUAACGAAGUGGAUAUAACGGACGAACUAGCUGGUCCCAUGACAGUACGGACAUCUAGGGUACAACAGCCAAGAAGUUCAAUUGAAUCCAUUGAGAGCGAAAUCAGCGAUAGAAUUAUAGAAAUGGAUAUAACAGAUAUUGAUGCCAACGGAUCCCCUAAGAUGGUGAAAUCCAGCAGAAGAAUUUCUAUGGCUAUACCGAAAGUGUAUGUUAAAAAAGUGGAAAGUACCCAACAAGUGAUCCAAGGACAAGAUUCUGAAGACCGUAAUUCCUACUCGUCUGAAUCAUCUGCAUCAACCACAUCAACCGCAUCCACCCAGUCUUCUCCUAUGUUACCUCGUUCGCAGUCCAAUCUUCUACACAUGAUACAAAGAACUGAUUCUAUCGUGGAAUCGUUGGUUGACCAGCUCGAGUUCAAUGACUGUGAUAGUAUUUGGGACGAGAAAGAAGAUUCGAAAUUUCACGUCAAAUUUUUUAAUCGGUAUGGACGAAAGGGCAAAGAGGAUGAAGAACUUCAGAACGCGACCAAUGUUUCGCAUGUGUAUAAAGAUGCCACGCUUGUCACUGAUAUGCUGAACAAUAAGGUCCUCCUAUAUGGUCGAAGUGGUCGACCACGAAAAUCAUUCGUGGCAGAAGAAUGUUCUGAACCUUGGGCAGCAACAAUAACACCGAGGGGUUACGUUGCAGUUACGUUGCGUAGAAAGAAAUACGUGGCCCUGUGGUCGGCGUGCGGAGAAGAGAUUGCGCAAAUUGGAAAAGAUCAGUUAAAAUGUCCGACUGGCAUUGCUGUGGACACACGUGGACGAUAUAUCGUAACGGAUGAAGAACUCAAUGACGUCUUUCUAUACAGUCCCGGGGGACAUUGCGUGAGAUCGUUAGGGGGUGGUUUCAAGCAACCACGUUUUGUGUGCGUUGCGAACAGUGGUAAGAUUCUAGUUUCGGAUUCCGGCAAUCAUUGUGUGAAGGUAUUUGAUAAUCACGGUACAUUUCUCUACAAAUUCGGUAAAUAUGGCUCGCGGGACGGGGAGAUGAAGUUCCCGUAUGGUAUCUGUGUGGACCAGGAUGAGAACGUGAUAGUUGCCGACCAUUACAACGAUCGCGUAUCUUCAUUCAAUAUUGAUGGAACUUUUGUAGAACACUUAGUGACAUCCGACAGAGGACUUAAACGACCAAGAGGUGUGUCAUUGCGGUGCGCUCACAAUCGUAAACUCUACAUCACAAACGGUGGAUUAAAUGCGUCUGAAGUGGUAGUCUACCGGCUCAUACCAAUGGAUACCCAAUAUCAGAUACAUCUCAAAUGUGAAAUUUAAAAACUUAGUAAGAUUUCAAAUGAGAAUUAAUGCAUCCAGUGCCGGAUUUAAAUGAAGAGGGGCCCUGGGCUAUUUCACUUAUGAAGCCUUUCCCGGGUGAAGCCGAGAAUGAUAACGGGUGUGAGAACGGUUUAUGAUAGUGUUAAAAAUAUACACCAUAGACCCCUAGAUCUUGCCUCUCUUGAGGCACCAAGCUUCAGCCUGUCAAGCCUAUCAUAGGUAAAUCCGGCACUGCCUGUGUAUUGGACUACUGACAAUGGUGUCACAUUGAAGACCAAGUUAUAUACACAAAUACAGAGGCAACAUUUAAAUAACAUUUUUUUACAUUUUUUUAAUUACUAUAACGUGUAUUGGGGAUAAAUUGGUGCUCAUUUUUUAAAACAAUUUACCAUUUUUAAUUAUACUAUUGAUUGAAAUGUAGGCCAAUGUAAAUAUCGUUAUUUCUUUAAUUGUAGUUAUAUAAAAUAAGCGUGCUGACCCCUCGGGGACUUAUCUAGUGGAAAACGCAUUUUAUUAGAACAUGGACACCUUUAUUGGAUGUACCGUCUUCAUCAGCCUAGUCGAUGCAGACAAGUUAAACCCCAUUUCAUUUCAUUUAUUAGAUUAUUGCUUAUAAUAUACUACUUACGAAUACUAUUUUGAGAUUCAGGUACUAAGCAGCAAUAUUGCUGCCUGUUAUAAAAACUAAAAGAUCCCACUAUGCCCGAACAAAUUAGGCGAAAUUACUUUAGGGGACAUCCUAUAUCGCUCAAAUGCAGAUGUUUGCGAGGAAUGUUAAAUCAAUGUAGGAAUUUAUUUACCAUUGACCUGUGUGGCUGUACUAAUUAACCCCCGCGUGCGAUAAAAUAAUUUUCAAUAUCUAAACAACAUAAUAUUCGGAGAAUAUCUCAGCCCAUCCUUCGAUCUACUGCAUGUGUUUUAAUAUAGAUCACCUUUGAGGAAGGGUAUUUGGCACACGGACCAUUUUUUCAGAACAAACUGUAUAUCGUGUGUUUUAUUGUCUGAUGAAUGAAUGAAAUGGGGUUUAACGUCCUACUUUUCUGCACUAAGCUAACGUUUCUAAUGAAGACGGGAACACGCCAUACAGUGUGCUAUGGGGUUGGGGAGGGAUGUUACCCGGACAGCAAUUGAAUUCCUUCUGUCAAGGGAUCCUUUGCCACUAUGCCAAGGCGAACACUUAAUCUGGCUUUUACGACCCAUCCGUAAGACUAGAUGCUUGUCCGUCCGCCUUGUAUCAAUGACAAGGGGAAACUACACUGAAAUAUCCAGGGGAACUUUUUCGGCCCACGCCGGAAUCGAACCCCAGACAUCCUGCUUCAGCGUGUUUGGCGUGUUUUGUUUUCGAUUCGUUUUGAAUUUGAGCAGAAGCGAUGCACUUUUUUUUUAAAAAAUUUGUCUGGACGUCCAGGAACCAACACCAGCAAAGACUUUGGACAUUUUAUUCCACUCGUGUCCCCCGUUACACCUAAGGCCCCAAUCGUCCUCAGGGUAUACUAUCGUAGUGAUUUACUUUUUUUGUUAUUUUACCAAUCAUAAAGAAAUUAAUUCACUCAUAAAUUAUAUACACCCAUCAAGACCUUUGUCUAGUCUUCCCAUUUAUAUCAUUUGUUACUAUUGCA
Patella vulgata (common limpet) is the source of this 3328-nucleotide messenger RNA. RefSeq names its product tripartite motif-containing protein 3. The record is from RefSeq and is a predicted model, not a curated record. Gene Ontology annotation, biological process: proteasome-mediated ubiquitin-dependent protein catabolic process; negative regulation of translation; protein polyubiquitination. Gene Ontology annotation, molecular function: translation repressor activity; ubiquitin protein ligase activity; protein binding. Lineage: Eukaryota; Metazoa; Mollusca; Gastropoda; Patellidae. The transcript is spliced from 3 exons. Bases 357 to 1709 code for a protein of 450 amino acids.